This is a messenger RNA of Chrysochloris asiatica (Cape golden mole), 314 nucleotides long. Its product is annotated as 10 kDa heat shock protein, mitochondrial-like. NCBI's taxonomy places the organism in Eukaryota, Metazoa, Chordata, Mammalia, Afrosoricida, Chrysochloridae. Bases 6 to 314 code for a protein of 102 amino acids. Gene Ontology annotation, cellular component: mitochondrial matrix. The transcript has a single exon. Gene Ontology annotation, molecular function: protein folding chaperone; ATP binding; metal ion binding. The record is from RefSeq and is a predicted model, not a curated record.
GAAUCAUGGCAGGACAGGCAUUUAGAAAGUUUCUUCCUCUCUUUGAUCGAGUAUUGGUGGAAAGGAGUGCCGCUGAAACUGUAACUAAAGGAGGCAUUCUGCUUCCAGAAAAAUCUCAAGGAAAAGUCCUGCAAGCAACAGUAGUAGCUGUUGGAUGCGGAUCUAAAGGAAAGGGUGGAGAGAUUCAACCAGUUAGCAUGAAAGUUGGAGAUAAAGUUCUUCUUCCAGAAUAUGGAGGCACCAAAGUAGUUCUAGAUGACAAGGACUAUUUCUUAUUUAGAGAUGGUGACAUUCUUGGGAAGUAUGUAGACUGA